UCCUUCCCGCGGCGCUCGAGGGACCAUGGCCGAUCCUCGCCUGAGGCAGAUCAAGAUCAAAACCGGCGCGGUGAAGCGAUUGGUCAAAGAAAAAAUGAUGUAUGAAAAAGAAGCAAAACAACAAGAAGAAAAGAUUGAAAAACUGAAAGCCGAAGAUGGUGAAAAUUAUGCUAUUAAAAAGCAGGCGGAGAUCCUGCAAGAGUCCCGCAUGAUGAUCCCAGAUUGCCAGCGCAGGUUGGAAGCUGCAUACAGUGACCUUCUGCAAUUAUUAGAGAGUGAAAAAGACUUGGAAGAAGCUGUGGAAUAUAAGGAGGCACGUGUAGUACUGGAUUCAGUGAAGUUAGAAGCCUGAAGUUUUUCUGUACAGGGUGUUUUUGCAUUAAAUCCUGGGAUCCAUUCCACAAUUCAUUAUUUUUGACCACUGCUGUGUGUUCAGGUAGUAUGAGAAUGUGAUUCUUCUUAUGCAGUGCAUAUAUUUUUCUUUGCCUAAUUUAAUGUGUCAAAUAAAUGAGUUCAUCUAAAAAAAAAAAA
Messenger RNA from Vicugna pacos (alpaca), 531 nucleotides. The record is from RefSeq and is a predicted model, not a curated record. Lineage: Eukaryota; Metazoa; Chordata; Mammalia; Artiodactyla; Camelidae.